AUGUCUCGGAAGCAGCAACCGUACUGGGAACGCAAACAGCAAUCAUACGCGAACAUCGAGAUUCCUAACCUGAUUCCUUGCGGCGUUUGUAACGUCAAAUGCUUCAAAGCAAGAUAUUCUCAAAACCAGCUGUCGAAAUAUCAGGAAGCACGUGCGAAAGAAAUCCAUGGAGGUCCCAAAGCCACUCUUCCGCGCUGCAGAAACUGCACACCAGAGUCCCUGGCGGAGUUGCACUGCGUCGGCUGUCGAACGAGCAAGGAUUUGAGUUUCUUUUCCAAACAGCAGCGAAAGAAGCCUGACACCGCGAGAUGUUAUAAUUGUCAGCAGGAGCUUGAAGACCGUGUCCCUUCCCUCGAAGCAGCCCUGGAAGAGGAACGUAUCAGAGACGAUGAGCUCCGUGGCAAGCACAGCUCCGGCUCUGCGAUCUCGGGCGUUGCUGGUUCUGUUCUCAGCUCUCAGGUCCAGUCACAAGGACACUCUGCCAGCGCCAGCAGUAUUUUCAUGCCCCGCGACCGUGAAUCUGCCUGGGGAGGCAACGCAGCCUCUGAGCGCCCGCCGUCGCCCACCAACUCUGAGCUCUCUAGCUCUCGCGGCGCAAGCAGCUACACCAAUUCCACCUGCGCCAAUUCGGUUUCUAAGAACAGCUUCGCAAGGGCGGUUGCAUACAACGCACCAGCAAAGGAACGAGUCAUGUACCAGCUUGAACGUGAAGAGAGGCAGAAGCGGGAGGUUCAGAUGGCCAAUAGAUAUGAUGACUCUGAUGAUGCCGACGAGUGGGAAAUCCUUCAACCCGCUGAUGCUUCCUUUUCUGGUGGUUUCUCUCCCGAGUUGCUUCAACAGAUCACGUCGCAGAUCACGGCGAAUGUUUUGCAGCAGUUGAAACUCGCCAAUCUGCCUCCGCCACCGCAACCGCCUCCUCAUCAACCACCGCCGGUCGGGUCUCAGAUGGAUACCUCUUCGUCCGCUGCUGGCUCCCCGCCACUGGAUCGAGCCACUGUCUACACCCCUCCCACCCCCAAUCGAUAUUCUGAGGAUGCAGGUGCAAGUCAAACUUCCCCUCAAUUUCCUCCGCCUUCAAGCCAGUCAUCCUUCCGAGCCCCGUCACCUGCCACAGAUAGGAGAGCGGCCUCGCCUCUGAGUCAGACAGGUCAUCAAUCCGAGAACGACGCAAACCAGAGUCGACCGAGAGGUCCCAAACGCAUGGGUACCCAUGAAGAUGCAACCAUAUUGGAACGAGUAUGGGGGCAACUCUUCACGGAGCAGGGUGAGGCUACUCCCAGGUUGGGCCAAUUCCUACGUGGAAUCGCUACCCAUCUCAUCGAAGACUAUGAGCCUAGGCACAGCUUGGUCAUCACUCCAGCAAAAAUGCAAAGAUACUACGAGGAGAUGAAGCUGGCCAACGAGCUCUACCCCUGGAAGAUCAUCUUCGACGACAGAACUUCUUCAAUAUCUCGGAUGUUCAGAGAGAUCGAGUGCCAGCACCAUCUUGUACAAGAAAAGUUGAACGAACGGCCAGACACUCCCGGGCUUACCCCGAACGGCUUUGAAACAUGGGCGACCUUGCUCUUAAAAGCACAUCCCGAUCAAGAGUAUGAGCGACUGGCAAAGACGGCGUUAGACAUGCCCAUUAGCAACCCUGAUGAGAAGAAAGAGAGGUUCCCGAAAGAACUCUCUAGGCGGCUCUUCCCCAAGCACGGUGACACCGAGGUCGCCUAUAAGCUACAGAAAGCCAUGUCGACCCAUUGCAAUGUCAGCUUUGCUUCUCACCACAGCAGCACGGCGGAUUCGACCUCCCGGACGUCGACGUCGACGUCAACUGCGACUGUCGUAGCUGAUGAUUCUUUCACUAAAACGAAUUUGAAUUUGAAGCCUCAGACAGACAAGCCGGAUAAUGCCAGCAAUCAUGCUCAACCUAGCCCGGUACUUUCGCAGGCUAGCAUUGAGCGUCAACGGCAACCGUACGGGGGAGGGCAACAGGAGGGCACGACCGGUGAGAACGCAGAGGAGAGCACUGAUGGCACUCUCCCGCCACAGCCAAUCGAGCGAGAGAGGAAGCCAUAUGUUGCGGCCCCCGGUGGUGGAAAAACUUACAACAAUAUCGACCGACCAACUGUGGCACCCGAGACCAGGCCAGGACCUCCUCCCCAAGAACCCAAGCUAGGACGUUCAAGUUCCGUCAAUGCAACUAGCAGAGUCACCGACAGAUUGGGACCGCCACCUAUCGCCCUUCACCAAAGACCACCGCCUCCAGCAACGGAAGUCCAGGAGUCUUCUCGCCGCCACCGCUCCAAUAGCAUCUAUCACCGAGACCCUGCCCCAUCUGGUCGCAACCGGUCACCCUCUAUAACCAAAGAAACUGGUGCCUCUUCAUACGGGCGGAAGGCAGACCCAGACGCCCCCUACAUGUCAUCUUCGUACCAUUCCGAUCACCACGAUGAUACAAGACGGUACAGAGAGUAUGAAGCCGGGCGCGAACGUCUGUCUAAUGACCGCUACGACGCUGCCAGAAUGUCGGCCUAUGACCCUCGCGAGCGUGAACGGGACCGAGACGGCCGACCCCGUAUGCAAUCUGUUUCAAACGUUGGUCUGGGCUUCGUCGAUGACCCACGAAGUCCGACCCUGCGCACCAGUGCAGGGCCUACGUUGUAUUCCAGCUCUCUGCCUGGUGCUGCUGCGGACGAAGACUACUACCUCAACCGCGCCCACGCAAGCGGCGCCCCUCCUUCUCAUAACGGGCACAGUCCGCCUUCUUCCAUCAGCACUGGCUUUCAACCUCCACCACCGCCACCUCCACAGAUGAUGAGGGAAUCGUCAAAUUCAGCAAGCAGAGACUCGGGAUACCCGUCGUACCCGACCAAUUCGGGUUAUCCGCCUACAAGUUACCGCGAUCUGCGUUAG
Fonsecaea erecta is the source of this 2898-nucleotide messenger RNA. RefSeq lists its product as hypothetical. The coding region runs from base 1 to 2898 and encodes 965 amino acids. The transcript has 5 exons. The record is from RefSeq and is a predicted model, not a curated record. NCBI's taxonomy places the organism in Eukaryota, Fungi, Ascomycota, Eurotiomycetes, Chaetothyriales, Herpotrichiellaceae.